This is a messenger RNA of Nelumbo nucifera (sacred lotus), 1736 nucleotides long. RefSeq names its product coproporphyrinogen-III oxidase 1, chloroplastic. The record is from RefSeq and is a predicted model, not a curated record. Gene Ontology annotation, cellular component: cytoplasm; chloroplast stroma. Lineage: Eukaryota; Viridiplantae; Streptophyta; Magnoliopsida; Proteales; Nelumbonaceae. Gene Ontology annotation, molecular function: coproporphyrinogen oxidase activity.
AGGGUGAUCAUUGAUCAGAUUUUCUUAUCCAAGAUCAUCAAAGGAGGCAAGAACCAAGAACCAGUCUUCUUCCUUGAGUCUUCCACUCUCUGACUCUGCUCACUGCUUACCAGUUACCAGGGGCCGCUGGUGGAAUUAUCGGCCCACCGAAACCCUAUCUAAAAAUUUCAACAAAAUUAAAAUAAUCUUCUGUCUCCGUCUCUGUUAAAUCCUCUCGCUUUCAGCUUUCUCCGUUUCAUCUCAUCCGCAUUUACUAAUCACAUCCCGCUAAACGUGAGUCGUUUUGGUGAACACCACCACCAUCUCCACCAAUGCCGACUGCCCUUCUCUCGACAUCCUCCUCUCUCUUCUCACCUCCCUCCUCUGUCACUUCUUCUUCUUCUACUUCAAACCUGAAGAAUUCUACUUUGUGUUUCUUCCCAAGAACCAUAUCUCCUAAAACACACAUUUUGACCCACAGACAGACCAGCUUGCAAGUCCGAUCGGCGGUGGCGAUCGAAAAGGAGAUCCCGGAGAAUGAAAAGCCGGAUACAUUUCUCCGGGAGUCCGAUGACCCCUCGUCUUCGAGCUCUCCGGCUUCUUCGGUUAGGGCUCGGUUCGAGAAGAUGAUCAGGGAUGUGCAGGAUAGCGUCUGUGCAGCGUUAGAGGCCGCCGACGGGGGUGCCAAGUUCAAGGAGGACGUUUGGUCGAGGCCUGGGGGUGGUGGCGGCAUCAGCAGAGUCUUGCAAGAUGGGGCCGUUUUUGAGAAGGCUGGCGUUAAUGUGUCGGUUGUGUAUGGGGUUAUGCCCCCAGAAGCUUACAGAGCUGCCAGGGGUGAGAAUUCAGCCGAAAAGCCGGGGCCGGUGCCGUUUUUUGCUGCCGGAAUCAGCUCGGUUUUACAUCCAAAGAAUCCUUUUGCACCAACAUUGCAUUUUAACUAUCGAUACUUUGAGACUGAUGCUCCAAAAGAUGUUCCUGGAGCACCUCGACAGUGGUGGUUUGGUGGUGGCACUGAUUUGACUCCUUCGUACAUUUUUGAGGAUGAUGUCAAGCACUUUCACACGGUUCAAAAAAGUGCUUGUGAUAAGUUUGAUCCCACUUUCUACCCCAGGUUCAAGAAAUGGUGUGAUGAUUAUUUCUUUAUUAAGCACCGAGGUGAAAGGCGUGGACUUGGAGGAAUAUUUUUUGAUGAUCUUAAUGACUAUAACCAAGAGAUGCUUCUUUCCUUUGCUACUGAAUGUGCAAACUCUGUAAUUCCAGCAUAUAUACCAAUUAUAGAACGAAGAAAGGAUACACCAUUUACAGAACAACACAAGGCAUGGCAGCAACUACGAAGGGGACGCUAUGUAGAGUUCAACUUGGUAUAUGACCGUGGAACCACAUUUGGACUGAAGACGGGAGGCAGAAUUGAGAGCAUUCUUGUUUCUCUCCCACUUACUGCACGAUGGGAAUAUGACCAUAAACCGGAAGAGGGGACUGAAGAAUGGAAAUUGUUAGAUGCAUGCAUCAAUCCUAAGGAAUGGAUCUGAUAUCCUCCGAAGGUAUCCCUUCGUAUCAUUUUGAGUAGAACCAGUUUUCUUUGUUUUGCAGCUGUAGUGAGAAGCCAGGUAGCCAACUCUUUAUUCGUUUCAUUCCUCUGUAGCUAGAUCGUUGGAAGAGUUGUAGUAAAUUUCUCUUUUAUGUUGUAUAAUAUAAUUGAGAAAAUAAGGAACGAAUUUGUGUAUUAUAAAAGAGUUUGGGAUAUCCGUUUUGUUCUC